Molecule: messenger RNA, 2737 nt
Organism: Kogia breviceps (pygmy sperm whale)
Lineage: Eukaryota; Metazoa; Chordata; Mammalia; Artiodactyla; Physeteridae
Source: RefSeq, a predicted model, not a curated record
AGUGAUGGAGAAAAUGCUGAUAUGCAGGUGAAGGUUAAGCGUGUGAUGUCCGUCCCGUCGCGUUCACUGCAAAGGCACAGGAAGGUUGAGGAAACCUCCUCCCGUAUGUUAGAAUACUAUCGUCUGCUUCAGCAAGGACAUCUCUCCUCCUAGACAAACGAAUAAGGGACUCCAAGCGUCAUGUUAAGGUAAAGCAGAGGGGCUCAGUGCUGAACAUGCUAAGGAGGCUGGACAGAAUCAGGUUCAGAGGUCACAAGAGAGAUGACUUCCUUGAUCUAGCAGAGUCUCCAAACGCCUCAGACACCGAAUGCGGAGACGAAACGCCCCUGAAGAUAGCUCGGACCUCGCCCCGGGACAGCGACGAGUUGAAGGACCCUGCUGGCCCAGGGACCCUCAUCAUGGCUGCAGGAGUCCAGGACUUUAACCGGACAGAGUUUGAUCGCUUAAAUGAGAUCAAAGGUCACCUGGAAAUCGCCUUAUUGGAAAAACACUUCUUACAGGAGGAGCUCCGGAAGCUGCGAGAAGAAACCAACGCGGAGAUGCUGCGGCAGGAGCUGGACCGGGAGCGGCAGCGGCGGAUGGAGCUGGAGCAGAAGGUCCAGGAAGUGCUGAAGGCCAGAGCCGAGGAGCCGCCAGCUCAGCAGCCUCCGAAAGGGCAGGCCCAGGUCAAUAAUGGAGCAGGCCGACGGAGCCAGGGGCUGUGCCCCCGUGUCCAGAGGUGGUUCUAUGAGCAAUUCGGGGAGUGCGUGGAGGACUUCCGGUUCCAGCCCGAGGAGAGCGCGGCGGAGGCGGAGGAGCCCCUCAGCGCCCGGAGGUUGACCGAGAACAUGAGGAGGCUCAAGCGCGGUGCCAAGCCUGUCACCAGCUUUGUGAAGAACCUCUCUGCCUUAUCCGACUGGUACUCUGUCUACACGUCUGCCAUCGCCUUCACCGUGUACAUGAACGCCGUGUGGCAUGGCUGGGCCAUCCCCAUGUUCUUAUUUCUAGCAAUUUUGAGGUUAUCCCUCAAUUACCUCAUAGCCAGGGGCUGGAGGAUACAGUGGAGCAUUGUGCCUGAAGUGUCCGAAGUGGUGGAGCCUCCAAAGGAAGACCUGACCGUGUCUGAGAAGUUCCAGCUCGUGCUGGAUGUCGCCCAGAAAGCCCAGAACCUCUUUGGCAAGAUGGCCGACAUCCUGGAAAAGAUCAAGAACCUGUUCAUGUGGGUGCAGCCCGAGAUCACCCAGAAGCUGUACAUCGCGCUGUGGGCCGCCUUCCUCGCCUCCUGCUUCUUCCCCUACCGCCUGGUGGGGCUGGCCGUGGGACUCUAUGCGGGAAUCAAGCUUUUUGUCAUCGAUUUUAUCUUCAAACGCUGCCCAAGGCUGAGGGCCAAGUAUGACACUCCCUACAUCAUCUGGAAGAGCCUCCCUACAGACCCCCAGCUCAAGGAGCGCUCCAGCACCGCCAUGUCGCGCAGGCCGCAGAUGGCCGCCUCGCGGAGCUACGUGUCCAGCACGCCCGCCGGCCUGAGCAAGGACGAGGACGCCAGCCGUGUCCACGGCGCUAAGAAGAGCAAUUUCCACGAAAUCUUUAACUUGACAGAAAACGAGCGUCCGCUGGCAGUGUGUGAGAGCGGCUGGCGGUGCUGCCUGAUAAACAGAGACCGGAAGAUGCCGACCGACUACAUCAGGAACGGGGUCCUGUAUGUGACGGAGAAUUACCUGUGCUUCGAAAGCUCCAAGUCCGGCUUCUCCAAGAGGAACAAAGUCAUCAAGCUGGUGGAUAUCACGGACAUCCAAAAGUACAAGGUCCUCUCCGUCCUCCCGGGGUCAGGCAUGGGGAUUGCCGUGUCCACGCCAUCAACACAGAAACCGCUCGUGUUCGGCGCCAUGGUGCACAGAGACGAGGCGUUCGAGACCAUCUUCAGCCAGUACAUGAAGAUCACGGCGGCGGCGGCGGCAUCGGGCGGCGACAGCUAGUGUUGGCUCGCCGUGACGUCGCUGGGAGUUUUUCUUUUUUUAACAAUUCGGUAGUGGAGAAAAAUCGGACAUCCUCGUGCUCUUUUGCAAUAACCCCCUGAUCUGUGGUUUCUAUUGUGUUGACCCUGCGUUUUACAGACCCCUUGGGUCAGGGGUCGGGACUCUCGAGGGCGCGUCUUGUGGACGCAAGGCCACCGGGAAGGAUGACACGCAGGACACACCGCCGAGCACAGCUGCGCCUUCUCUGUCCCCACCGGGUGGAGACCGGCGCAGCCGCACCCCGGCUCCUGGAGGCCAGCAGCUCUGCCACACCAAAGCCAUACGAGGAGCACACGGCGCCCUCCCCGGGGUGAAAGACGCCGGCGACAGGCGACGUGGGGGCCCCUGGCCAGUGCCAUGAACGGGACCGCCCUUUAGGGAGACUCCCGUGCACGUCGUGGGAGCGCGGUGCUGAGCAGCUGGCCGGGGGCCCGAGAUCAGCUCCUCAGGAGGAUGCGGAGGCCCAGGAGGACAGCCGCUUCGGGGGUGCUCCGAGCCUCGGGGCCGCCCCCGCCUCCAGGCGGCUGUGCCGGGGUGGGAGUGGACCAGAGCGCCUCAGGCUGGAGUGCGGGGCGGCCAGGCUGGCAGAGGGCCUGCCCAUGGGGGCUGUGCAGGGACGCUGGGGAGGUCAGCCGGCUUUGGGGAGUGACCGCGAGCAGAGAGCCCAGAGGUCGGGGUCCGCACCCCUGGUGCCUGCACACACUCGGCGGGGAGGGGAGAGAGCCUCGCCCUCGGGGAGGUCA